CUUCCUACCUCAGAUACUACCAACAGGGGUGCGUUCAAAAACCUUACUUCAGAUAAUUUUGGCACGUUGCAUCUCUCUUUACUAGCGUUACUACAAGGAAGAUAGAACGAUACCAGAUUACACUUUAUUGAAGUUUCUGAGCGUACUGCAGGAGUUGCAUGUUAUGCACUUUUUAACCAGUUUUGCCGAUCAUUAGCGAUAAUAUAAAGUCCAAUAAAAAUCCGUAACAUAAUUGGUACUUUUCUAUAUUUGUAAAACGCAGUUCUACGAUUAAUAAUACUUAGGUUUAUGGCCAAUGAAGGACGUUCUAGCCUAGUAGAUUGAUACUCGGUUUCUCUUGUGCAAUUCUCUUUAUUUAUGGAUCCAAUACCUCACUUUAAUAAAACUUGAUCUUUGAGAAAAGAACCCCAUCAUCUGAACAAAGAAGUCUUCUUCCUUGAAAGCCACUCGAAGAUACUGGACAGUUUGAAACAUAUUUAAAUGAGUACGAUAAUAGAGUAUUAAUAGUAUAAUGGAGAAUGAAUUAAUUGAUACUCUUCAAUUUCACUCUGGAAAUGAUAUGGCAACAUCUAUAGUUUCCAAAGAACCAAGCAGUUCACCAAAUGAUUCAGAUGUUGAGGAUGAUAAUUAUUAUGAAGAUAUUGAUUUUGAUCAGGACUCUGAUAUUGAGAAACAGGUUCAUCCACCACCUCUUCUUACUCCGUCACAGCUUUGUGCUUUAGCAAACUCAGUACAACCAGAAAGUCAGGCACUGCCAUCUGUUUCCAAUGAUUCUGAUACUGUUGAAAUGCUUGAAGAGAACAAUAAUGAUCCUAACAAUAAUCUUGAUGCAGUUCAGAUGCUUGGACAAAAUCAGAAUUUAUCUAUAAAGUUAGAUAUACUCUCCAUAGAGGAAUCUCAUUCAAGGACAGAAUCUGCUAGUUUGGAUUCACCGAAGCCAGGUUGCAGUAAGGAUUCCUAUUACGAAGAAUCAAGAUCUGAAAGCCAAUGUCAUAGUCCUUCUCAGACUCCUAUUCCCAGUUGUUCCUUCACUUCUUCCCAUUCUUCUUCCACAUCAGUAUCAAGCUGCAGAAUUAUUUCUUCGUGUUCAACAACAUUUCCUACAUCAUCACUAUCAAAUGGACACACAUCACUGGAUACCACUUGCAUACUGCCUAAUCAAAAUUUCUCACAUGAAGUACAUUUACCUGUUCAUCGCUUAACAGAAUCUAAGGAUUGUUACAAUGACACUGAUGAAGAUGAGGACAAUGAUGAUAUCCAGAACAAUAAAGUUGAGGUCAAAUCAAAUCCUACCUUACCUGUAAAACGGAGAUAUCGUGAUGAUGUGUGUACAACAAAGCCAAAAAAAUUAAGCUUAAUAAGUAGAGAAAAAUCGCACGAAAGUCUAGUUGGUGGGUAAGAAAACUCUGUACCCUGGGACAUUAUAACAUACACCAUUAAUCAAAAUUUUAAAUGUCCUUUGGAUUUUCAAGAGUUUCUUGAAAAUCAGGUGUGUGUAAACUCGUUAUUAUGGGCAGCGUGAGAUUAUAUGUGUACAUGUAUUUGGACUUCUAAUCCCAAAUUGCUGUUAUUUAGUUCUAUGAUUGUCCAACUCAUUCAACCUUUGAUACUUUAUGUGAGAUAUUUCACAGAGCGGGGAUAAUUACCGCUACAGUCACAGUUAUGACUGCUUUCUGUUUGUUUGAAAGAUUGACAAAUAUUGUAGAGAAGUUAUAAGUUCGAAGAGAAGACAUUACUGUUAAAACGUAAGGAGUCAGCGAGGAAAAGGGACUCACGCAAAAUAGUUCAAGAUAAUCUACUCCAGGGCAAGACCUCUAAAACCAGUUAAAAAACCUAAGUUCUUUUACACAAAGAAGAUGAACUUAAAAGUGCUGUGUCGGAUGAUUAUGUUGGUCUUCCUAGUCCUGGCGUGUCUCACUUGGAGUGUGAAAAGUCAAGGACAAUCACGGAGAGGUGAAAGACCCAAGAAAAUCUCAAAACCACAUCGUACUCCAGGACACUUUUCUGGCGUACGCAUUUUCUUCAAUCAGUAAAAAAAAUUAGUGUUAUCAUUUUGCGUGAUAUUUGCUUCGAUGUUGCCGCAAAGUGCCUUAUGCCAAUUUUACGGAGGACCUGGGAUAGGUCCAAUUAGAUUGGGUAUAUUCGGGCCACCACAUCUUCCUCCUCCACCACCACCACCACCACCACCGCUAUACUACGGUGGUUACAGACCGAUUUAUGUGAGAGUGGGAUACCAUCCAUAUUUUUAAAUUGAACUAAUUUCCUGGAACUAAAGAGAUGUAUAUGUCGUCCUGGAGUACAUCAAUAAAUGCUUGAAAAACAACUCAGGAAUAUUAGUGACUAAUGUUUAAUCAAAAACCCGUUAAGUAUUUAUCAUACGUAGAUGCGAAAGACCAAGGUAAAUGUCUAGAAAUCAUAUUAUUAGUCAAACAAAUUAUCAGAGACUUCUGUUCCUCCUUUCUACUUAUAAUAAAAGCGCCUCCUCUAUGAUUUGUCUUAGUUAAAGAUUUGACGUUGCAUGAACGUCAACUGUGCCUCACCUUGUUUUUUAAACAUAAUAUUUUAUAAAGGCAAUGAAUAUGAGUCUGCAUUGGACUGUUUACUUCUUUGCCGACAUGGCGGUGGACAUUUUGGAGGUGGACAUUUUGGAGGUGGCCAUGGAUAUUUUGGCGGUGGUGCACAUUUUGGUGGCGGUGGACGUCCCUUUAUAGGUGGUGGACAUCCCUUCAUAGGCGGUGGAAGACCCUUCAUAGGCGGUGGAGGAGCCUUCUUAGGCGUUGGAAUAUACCGCGCGAGUUAUUGCAAUCCUUUCUAUUAUUACAGACCCUACUAUUGCAGUUACUAUUACUGAAUGUUCUAUAUCAUCUGUCAUGGAACUUCAAAUACUGCUAAGUGAUUAGUUAGUAAUACUGUUAGUUGUUAGUGAUACCAAAUAAUUGAUAUAAGAUUUUAUAAGUGUAAAUAUAGUUCAGUCAACAUGUUGCCAACAUUCAGAAAAAAUAGACACACGGAUAUCCUUCUAAAGAUUGCAUAGAGUUCCUGAGUUAUGUACUAAAAUGUUUGACUACAAUAAAUUCUGAUAAAAGAA
Messenger RNA from Cephus cinctus (wheat stem sawfly), 3088 nucleotides. RefSeq lists its product as uncharacterized. Lineage: Eukaryota; Metazoa; Arthropoda; Insecta; Hymenoptera; Cephidae. The transcript has 5 exons. Bases 512 to 1399 code for a protein of 295 amino acids. The record is from RefSeq and is a predicted model, not a curated record.